AUGGAAACGCCUUAUGUUGUUCGACUUCGUAAUUGUCAACUAUUGAGUUCACCUCAACCAGCUUUUACAUUUGAACAUCCAAAAAAAGCAAUAAAUCAGUCGUAUGCACGUGAAGUAUGUUGCAGUUUUACCAUUCAACAAGACGCUGUUGUACAUCGAAUAGCUGGUUAUUUCGAAGCAAUUCUCUAUAAGGACAUAACACUGAGUACACAUCCUGAUCGACAUAGCCCUCAAAUGGUAUCUUGGUUUCCGUUGGUAUUUCCGUUUGAGUAUCCGGUCCAUGUUCACUCUGGAGAUAAGACUACUUUAUAUCUCUGGCGUAAUGUAAAUAGUCGAUAUGUGUGGUAUGAAUGGGUGCUAACAGAACCUCGACCUACGAAAAUUCAUAAUGCAGCCGGUCAUGUUUACAAAAUUGCACUUUGA
Schistosoma turkestanicum is the source of this 423-nucleotide messenger RNA. The record is from the annotation of a GenBank genome assembly. Lineage: Eukaryota; Metazoa; Platyhelminthes; Trematoda; Strigeidida; Schistosomatidae.